Molecule: messenger RNA, 6098 nt
Organism: Thunnus maccoyii (southern bluefin tuna)
Lineage: Eukaryota; Metazoa; Chordata; Actinopteri; Scombriformes; Scombridae
Product: lamin-A-like
Exons: 13
Coding region: 1022-2965 (647 amino acids)
Source: RefSeq, a predicted model, not a curated record
AAAAAGCUGCUAAAAUUGCAAACUAACGAGUAGUGAGGUAUAAUGCGGGCAUGACCUCAUGUGCCAUUAAGCAGAGUGUUGAAACCAUGAGUCCUCUGUUGAUGAGCCACUGGCAGAUUGGUUCUAUAAUGUGGGGAAAAAACGUCAGGUAUCAUUCAUUCAUACUUCAGGGCUCUAGGUUACGUCAUAUCUGAGUAUGCCUGUUUCAACUUGAUAGCAUUUGUGGUGAAAUGUCAUUAUUGUUUAGGCAAACAGCACAAGAAAAGGAAAAUAAGUAUUAAGUCUGAGAAAAGCUUCUGAAGAGAGAUGUUAGGGCUACCAGCCAAGUAUUCUUGUCUUGGUGUGACCUCCAUAGAAACACAAGGGCUGCAAAACCUGAAAUGGGAGAGAUGAAGAAAGAGAAAGCAAGGAGAGGUAGAGAGGAGGAGGAGGCUGCCCAAGUGAGCUGUUUGUAAGGGGGGCGUGUGACGCAGAGAGGGUUCAGACACUGACGGCUCCUUUCCACUGGAAGGCCACACUGAAGCCAGGAUACUCCCUUAGCUACUGGGCCUGCCCCAUGCCCAAAAACAGAGCUGCUGUCUUGCCCCUUGUUUAACCACAUGCGCACACACAGACACACACACACACACAUGAAUAGACUAGCUUCCAUUUCCAUGGUGAGGAGAUACAUACACACACACACACACACACACACACACACAGGCACACACAGAAAAUGUCUUUUUCCCCUGCAUCAGAACUUGAUUGGACCUGUGAUGCCAUUAACUCCACCCCGAGCAAAUAAAUAAGACCAGAAUCAACUUGAUGUUGAGAGUCAGACUUUUUAGACUUAGAAGAUGGCUUGUGGGAAUUAUUCCAUCAUUUGCUGGGAAUAUAAUAUCAAAGGUUUGUGGACUUUUUCCUCCUCGGAUUUGGUGGAGGACCGUGUUGACAGGAUAUUUUUCUGCCACGGAUAACACCAGAACUCCACUAUGAGCCAUUGACUCACCCCCUCUGCACCUCUUGCUGAGCCAUUAUUACCAUGGAAACCCCGAGCCAGAAACGCACCAGCCGUGGUGUCGCCUCCGUCUCCCCGGCCCGCAUCACCAGGCUUCAGGAGAAGGAGGACCUUUGCAACCUCAAUGACCGACUGGCUGUCUACAUCGACAAGGUGCGCUCCCUGGAGGUGGAGAACGCCGGGCUGCGGCUGCGCAUCACUGAGUCAGAGUCCUCGGUCAGCCGUGACCUGACGGGCAUGAAGGUUGCCUAUGAGACAGAGCUGGCCGAUGCUCGUAAGACCCUGGACCAGGUGGCCAAGGAGCGAGCACGCCUGCAGCUGGAGCUGGGAAAGAUCAGGGAGGAGCACAAGGAGCUCAAAGCCAGGAACAGUAAGAAGGAGUCUGACCUGGAGGCGGCUCUGGCCAGGCUGAGAGACCUGGAGGCCCUGCUCAACUCUAAAGAUGCUUCUCUCACCACUGCCUUGGGGGAGAAGCGAUCCCUGGAGGGUGAGGUGAAGGACCUCAAGGCCCAGCUGGCCAAGUUGGAUGGUAACUUAACCGACGCCAAGAGGCAGCUGCAGGAUGAGAUGCUGAGGAGAGUGGACGCCGAGAACCGCCUGCAGACGGUGAAAGAGGAGCUGGAGUUCCAGAAGAACAUCUACAACGAGGAGCUGCGUGAGUCUAAGCGUCGGCACGAGUCUCGCGUGGUGGAGAUUGACAGCGGACGGCAGCAGGAGUUUGAGAGCAAGCUGACCGAGGCCCUGGUUGAGCUGAGAGCCCAGCAUGAGGAUCAGGUCAGCCUGUACAAGGCAGAGCUGGAGAAGACUUACAACUCUAAGUUGGAGAAUGCCCGUCACUCAGCUAACAGGAACAGCCACUUGGUGGGUGCCGCCCAUGAAGAGCUGCAGGAGACCCGUGUUCGACUGGAGGGCAUGUCAUCCCAGCUUAGCCAGCUGCAGAAACAGCUGAAUUUGAGCGAGGCCAAGGUGCGGGAGCUGGAGGAAAUACUGGCGAGGGAGCGGGACCAGAUGCGGCGACGGCUGGACGAUAAAGAGCGGGAGAUGGCUGAAAUCCGAGCCCGCAUGCAGCAGCAGCUGGACGAGUACCAGGAGCUGCUGGACAUCAAGCUGGCCCUGGAUAUGGAGAUUAAUGCUUACAGGAAGCUGCUGGAGGGAGAAGAGGAGAGGCUGCGUCUGUCACCCAGCCCUCCGCCCACCAAGGUCACAGUGACACGGACCUCCGGCUCAGCUCACAGCCACACCAGCCGCCUCCUGCACUCCUCCACCGCCGCCUCCAGCAGCCGCAACUCCUCCGGCACGGGCAGCACCAAGAAGCGCCGCCUCAACGACAACGACAGCGAGACCUCCAGCCUCGCGGGGGGCACCGUGACCAAGACUCGCAUUAGUCAGCACGCCUCAGCCAGCGGCCGCGUCACAGUGGACGAGGUUGACCUGGAGGGCAAGUACAUCCGCCUCAGCAACAAGGCUGAUGAGGACCAAUCACUGGGCAACUGGCAGGUGAAGAGACAAAUCGGAAAUGCCAGCCCCAUAGUCUACAAGUUUCCCCACAAGUUCACCCUGAAAGCUGGAGGAAACGUUACUAUCUGGGCUGCAUCUGGCGGUGGAAGCCACAACCCCCCCACUGACCUGGUGUGGAAGAACCAGAACUCCUGGGGCAGCGGUGACCUCCUGCACACCAUCCUCAUCAGUGCCAACGGAGAGGAAAUGGCCAUGAGGAAAGUCACACGCACCCUUUUCCAGGAUGAUGAAGAUGAUGAAAUGGGAGCUCACAGCACGAGCGGUGCAGACAACGAGUACAACCUGCGGAGCCGCACGGUGAUCUGCGACUCCUGCGGGCAGCCAUCAGAUCGCCAAGGCGGGUGCGGCAGCGGGGGUCUACCUGAAGGCCUUGUUGGACACUCCUUUUUCAUGGGCACCAACGAGCCCAGACAGGGUCGUGUCAAGCCAGAGAACUGCUCCGUCAUGUAAAACCAGACAGCACCUCGCCUGAACCCUCGACCUCCUCCUGUAGCCCACACAGGAGAAUUAUUUUCUACUGUUGGGAUGUUUGUCUUUAUUAUUUUUUUUUUUAUAUAUGAUCUUGUCUUUUUUUUUUUGUAUUCAAUUAAUCUGCAGGUUAGAUUUGCUUCAAGGUUUGGCAAUGGGCACAGGAUUUUUGUAUCCAGCUUUUGAGUUUGUAUAUUCAAGUUAUUGCAUGUGUGCUGUGCUAAUGCUUGUGCUGUUUUCUGCUCUGCUUGCACACUCACUUUCUCACACACACACACAAACACACACGCACGGACACACACACACACGCACACACGGAGCUCCAUUGACCAGUGCUUCUGCUUCAGUCCGAGCUGGGGUUUCACAUUUAAUGGCCAGGCUGUCAACACUCAACACGCACAGCUAGUGAACCCUGUCAGGAAUAACUCUGGGUGGGGGAAUCCAUUCUACAGCCAUACAGACAACAAGAAAAUGAAUCCUGUUGGGGUUUGAUAAUCAUGUUUGUCGCCCAUCAAAUAGAUCAAAUCUUUAUUUAAGAUGUUGGAGAUGUUUACAAUUGAAAUUAGUUUUCCUUGUUCUUUGGAACAGGGUUAUGCUAUCUUUAUAUGCUACAGAGAAAAUAACCAAGAUAGGUCUUUUUUUUUUUUUCCUGAAAAACUAUGCUGGAAAAUUCUCCAAAGAAAGCCAAAGUACUGUAAGCUCAGGGUGUUCAGCAUGUUCUGUCCAGUCUCUUCACUUUAGCCUUAUACAAAAAAAAAAGUGUUGAACAUAUUCUAUGUGGAUUUAGACGAUAGGGUUUGGCAGCUGUGGCGCACACAGAGAAAAUAAUUAUUUGAGAUGAAUAUAUUUUUUUCUUCGAUCCACAGCUUGACCCCAGAGAAAUGUAUUUGGUUAUGUUUUUGAACGUCUGCGGGAAUAAGGAAUUAUUGUUUUGUUGGAUAAGUUGAAUGUACCCAGUCAAGAGAGUCACAAGUGUGUUUCUGCCAGAUACGUACACUUAAAUGUGUUGCUUUAUUAUUUUAGUAAUUCCAAAGAUGUAUUUUCAUGUUUUCUAUAAGGGUUAGGUACUGUGUUUUAAGUCUUUACAGACAAGUUUGGUGCCAUAUAUACAGUAUUUAUAAGAUUUCUUAGCUAUAAAUCAACACUAAUGGAGAACUGUUGCUGCUGUUUAAAGAGUCUAACAGUAGUUUUUGUUACAUUUUUUAACAAGCUUUUUUACAGAUUAUAAAUACAAAUGUGCCUUCAGAGGACGUAAAAAACAUCAACACUCAGUUUUUUUUUUUGCUCACAUGCCUUGUAUUGCAGCCUUGUGACUGUCAGACAUCCCUUGAUUUGUGUUGCCCCUAAAAAAACUGGUCAUAAGGGCUUUUUUUUCUCCUUUCCUCUAAGCUUACUGGCUUUGCAAAUCCCUAGCCAUGAUUUCGGGAUCUGAGUGGGAUUGCGGGGUUUGUGUACUUUUGUGACUUUGGCUUCAUGCACUGCUUUUAUUGAGUGUCUCACCAGUUAUGCACAGCAGGUAGAUUUGUACUCUAGUCUGGCAGCUUUAAAUCAUUUAUACUCCAGAGAAAAGCAUAUCAAAGCAUUUACGGAAAAUACUUGAUAGCUGUUUUUGUUUGUUUUUUUAUUUUUUGUUUCUAUUGUACUUAAUAGAAAGUAUUUCUGCCAAAUUAGUCUUUUUUUUUUUGGCCUUUACAUUUUGACAUUGUGAUCCCCAAAGUGCCUUAAAAAGUCCAUGACAAUCACUAGUUAGAGAAAUGGCCAGUUGCUAAUAUUUAGAAUUAACAAAGAUAUAGUUUUGUAUGUAUCUCAUAUGUACAUGUACAUUUAUGAGACAUGAUUGCUGUAUGUAAUUGAGUUUUAUAUGCACAACUAUUCACUAAAUCAUCCCACUUGUAACAGAUAACUUAAAGGGUGUGGUCAGGGGCUUUACAGAGGCCUUUCUGACUGGCUAAAAAAGCAGAAAAACUACUUCCUGUACAACAGUUUUUCUUGCUUCAGUGUUUUCUUAAGAAAUAGACAGCUGCUCUUUAACAUUUGAACACAAUGUUAGUUUAAGUCAAUGAAGAAAGAAGACACAGAUGUGUUGUAUGUGGCAAAAAUACUUGAAAGGCCUUUGUGAAAUCUCAAAACCUCACUGUUAAAAUCUUGAUGGCUGCCUCAUGAAUCAUCUUAAAGACUUGAGGAUUUAAAAUGUUACCCAAAGGGAUUUCUUGUUGUGAGCUAUUAAUGCCAAAGUUGUAAUUAGCUUGAAGUAGGAUUUAUGUCAGAUCUAUCACAACAAUGCUAUUAACUUUAUGGAAAAGCCAUGCAUUCAGUCGAUAUAAUGAAUGUGUUUUUGUUUUUUUUGGUGCUUUUUUUCUUUUCUAAAAUAAUAUGGAGUAAAUUCUUUUUUUUCCAGUGUUUCAUUGUCAUAAUUUCUUCUAUUUAGUUCAUUGAAAACCACUGAUGAAAAAUGCAGCCAUUUUAUUUACAUAUAUACACAACAUGUUUCCAUGGUUACAUUCAAAUAUGUAUAGUCAUAUGUAAAAAGCUGAAGCUCUAUCUAAACACUGCAGCAUUUAAAGCACACUCAACAUCCAUUAUGGUACACAAGAUUUCUGCUGUCUAAUGGGCAGGAUAAUGAACUUCACUUGGUCCAGAUUUGAUACAAAACAGAGUAAAGUAUUUCUAAAAUUACCUAAAACUAACGCAAGACCUUGGUUGACAACAAGACAUGUAAAUGUACAGUUAUGAAAACAUGACAAAGGUACAUCUGCUUAUUUUAUCAUCAGUUUUGGCAAAAUUCCUAAUCAGCCAAACAGUUUCUUACAGGAGUCGCUGUAGUCCACUGCUAUUACAUUCAUAGUGCUGCUUUGAUUUGGCUUGUAAUUCCCAGUUUGAUGAUGGUUUAUUUUUCACAACAUACGCCAAGUUUGUGCUUACACUGACCUUUUGGUAUCUAUAAAUGAGCAAAUGUCUAUGAUCUUUGGUCACACAAACUUAUCCCAACCACUUAAAAACAUGUUCAUCUUAAAAUAUUGGCAGUUCUACAUUAGUGUGAGGAUAACAAUAUAUGCAUAUCUAUAUUUACAAAGUUUUCAUCUGACAGCAGCAAUAAGUGAAUCAGAUUUUUUUU